Messenger RNA from Coccidioides immitis RS, 7495 nucleotides. RefSeq names its product pre-mRNA-processing-splicing factor 8. Gene Ontology annotation, biological process: spliceosomal tri-snRNP complex assembly; mRNA splicing, via spliceosome. Gene Ontology annotation, molecular function: U5 snRNA binding; U2 snRNA binding; U6 snRNA binding. NCBI's taxonomy places the organism in Eukaryota, Fungi, Ascomycota, Eurotiomycetes, Onygenales, Onygenaceae. Bases 190 to 7254 code for a protein of 2354 amino acids. The record is from RefSeq and is a predicted model, not a curated record. Gene Ontology annotation, cellular component: U5 snRNP; catalytic step 2 spliceosome. The transcript has a single exon.
GAUGGGAUGUUUAUCUCGACAGUUCACCUUUACCGUCAAUUUGCCCUCUUUUUUUGACUUUAACCACCUUUUUGUUGUUUUGGCGUCCCUGUGCGCAAUAUUCCAGAGGCGCCCAUGGUGAAACUGACGUGAGGUGUUCAUAUCAUCGACGCGAAACACAGUCCUGGUUUUGCAGCUUGAUUACCCAUAAUGGCUUCACUGCCUCCUCCCCCGCCCCCAGGAUGGGGUGCCGGAGCUCCCCCUUCCAUGCCACUUGCUCCUCCGCCCCCCGGAUACCGACCACCAGCCGACCCAAGAGUCGCCAAGUUCGAGCAGAAGAAGAAGGAGUGGCUUCGAACACAGCGGAAUCGGUUCGGGGAGAAGCGAAAGGCAGGAUUUGUGGAAACCCAGAAGGCCGAUAUGCCGCCGGAGCAUUUGCGAAAGAUCGUGAAGGAUAUCGGAGAUGUGUCCCAGAAAAAGUUCAGCACUGAUAAAAGAAGCUACCUUGGAGCGUUGAAGUUUAUGCCGCAUGCUGUAUUGAAGCUAUUGGAGAAUAUGCCGAUGCCAUGGGAGUCUGCUAGAGAGGUCAAAGUGCUCUAUCAUGUGAAUGGCUGCUUGACCCUUGUCAACGAAACUCCUCGAGUGAUUGAGCCGGUCUUCCAUGCGCAAUGGGCGACUAUGUGGGUCUGUAUGCGACGGGAGAAGAGCGACCGAAGACAUUUCAAGAGAAUGCGAUUUCCGCCGUUUGAUGACGAGGAACCUCCCUUAUCAUGGUCGGAGAACAUUGAAGAUGUGGAGCCCCUAGAGCCCAUUCAGAUGGAGCUAGAUGAAAGUGAAGAUGGCCCGGUAUAUGAAUGGUUCUAUGACCAUAGGCCUCUUCUUGAUACACCUCAUGUGAAUGGACCUAGCUACAAAACGUGGAACCUGAAUCUCCCCCAAAUGGCGACCUUAUAUCGACUCAGUCGGCAGCUUCUGAGCGAUGUGGUGGAUAAGAACUAUUUCCACAUGUUCGAUUUGAAUAGUUUCCUAACAGCAAAGGCCCUCAACGUUGCUAUUCCGGGUGGCCCAAGGUUCGAGCCGUUAUACAAGGAUAUAGACCCUAACGACGAAGAUUUCGGUGAAUUUAACGCUAUUGAUCGCAUCAUCUUCCGAGCGCCAAUUAGAACUGAAUACAGGGUCGCUUUUCCCUAUUUGUACAACUCAUUACCGAGAAGCGUGAAGCUGUCGUGGUACUCUCAUCCUCAAGUUGUAUAUGUUCGAACCGACGAUCCGAAUCUUCCAGCGUUUUACUUCGACCCCGUUAUUAAUCCUAUUUCUUCUCGAUCGGUCGCUCCAAAGAACAUCACCGUUAGCCACGAAGAUCAAAUCUUCGGUCCGGGAAACGAUGAAGAUGAUUUCGAGCUCCCUGGUGAUAUUGAGCCUUUCUUAGCUGACGAAGAGCUAUAUACAAGCGAAACAGCGUCAGCUAUUAGUCUGUGGUGGGCUCCAUAUCCGUUUGAUAGACGUUCGGGUAAAAUGGUACGAGCACAAGAUGUGCCUCUGGUGAAGCAGUGGUAUCUUGAACAUUGUCCCCAAGGUCAGCCCGUAAAGGUUCGGGUGUCUUACCAAAAGUUACUCAAGACAUAUGUUCUCAAUGAGCUGCAUAAGAAAAAGCCGAAAGCUCAGAACAAACAAAAUCUAUUGAGAGCCUUAAAGGGAACGAAGUUUUUCCAGCAGACCACCAUUGAUUGGGUGGAAGCUGGUCUUCAAGUUUGCCGUCAAGGUUUUAAUAUGCUAAAUUUGCUAAUCCACCGGAAGAACCUGACAUACCUGCAUUUGGAUUACAAUUUUAACCUCAAGCCCGUCAAAACCUUGACAACUAAAGAACGUAAAAAGUCUCGCUUUGGAAACGCGUUCCACUUAAUGAGAGAAAUCCUCCGACUUACCAAGCUGAUCGUCGACGCCCAAGUUCAGUAUCGCCUUGGUAAUAUUGAUGCUUUCCAGCUUGCAGAUGGAAUACUCUAUGCGUUCAACCAUGUCGGCCAGCUUACCGGAAUGUACAGAUAUAAGUACAAACUCAUGCACCAGAUCCGAUCCUGCAAAGAUCUGAAGCAUCUAAUUUAUUACCGUUUCAACUCCGGCCCUGUAGGAAAGGGCCCUGGCUGUGGCUUCUGGGCGCCUGCAUGGAGAGUGUGGCUUUUCUUCCUCCGUGGAAUAAUCCCUCUUCUGGAACGAUGGCUUGGAAAUUUGUUGUCUAGACAGUUUGAAGGCCGACAUAGUAAGGGAGUGGCAAAGACCGUUACCAAACAGCGAGUUGAGUCUCAUUUCGACUUGGAGCUUCGAGCGUCUGUGAUGGCGGAUCUAAUGGACAUGAUGCCAGAGGGAAUCAAGCAGAACAAAGUCAAUACAGUCCUUCAGCACCUUUCAGAAGCGUGGAGAUGCUGGAAGAGCAACAUUCCGUGGAAAGUACCCGGUCUUCCAGCUCCAAUCGAGAACAUUAUUUUGCGAUACGUUAAGAGCAAGGCGGAUUGGUGGAUAUCGGUCGCUCAUUACAACCGUGAGCGAAUUCGGCGCGGAGCAACCGUUGAUAAAACAGUGGCUAAGAAAAACCUUGGUCGUUUAACUCGUCUAUGGUUGAAAGCUGAGCAAGAGCGACAGCAUAACUACCUGAAAGACGGCCCGUAUGUAUCUUCUGAGGAAGCUGUUGCUAUCUACACUACCACCGUUCAUUGGCUUGAAUCCCGCAAAUUUUCACCGAUCCCGUUCCCUAGUGUAUCCUACAAGCACGACACAAAGAUUUUGAUUUUGGCCUUGGAACGUUUACGUGAGGCAUAUUCGGUCAAAGGCCGUUUGAAUCAAAGCCAGCGAGAAGAACUUGCUUUGAUCGAACAAGCCUACGAUUCCCCAGGCACAACUCUUGCGAGAAUCAAGCGAUUCCUUCUUACUCAGCGAGCGUUUAAAGAGGUUGGUAUCGAUAUGAACGACAACUAUAGUCAUAUCAACCCAGUUUAUGACAUCGAGCCUAUCGAGAAGAUCACCGAUGCAUAUUUGGACCAGUAUCUAUGGUAUCAAGCUGAUCAACGCCACCUUUUCCCGUCCUGGAUUAAACCUUCUGAUUCCGAAGUGCCGCCGCUUCUCGUUUAUAAAUGGGCCCAAGGCAUCAACAACCUUUCAAAUGUGUGGGAGACCGCUGACGGCGAAUGCAACGUCAUGAUUGAGACGGAGCUUUCGAAAGUGUAUGAAAAGAUUGAUCUUACACUUCUCAACCGCUUACUCCGUCUCAUUAUGGACCAUAACUUGGCAGAUUAUAUCACGUCUAAAAACAACGUUCAGCUCAACUACAAGGAUAUGAACCACACUAACAGCUAUGGUCUAAUCCGCGGUCUCCAGUUCUCCGGCUUCGUCUUCCAAUACUAUGGCUUGGUGAUCGAUCUACUCCUGCUCGGGCUGCAGCGAGCCAGUGAGCUAGCCGGUCCACCCCAGAGCCCUAACGACUUCCUACAGUUCAGGGAUCGAGCAACAGAAACCAGACAUCCGAUCCGUCUCUACACGAGAUACAUUGACAAAAUCUGGGUAUUUUUUAGAUUCACCGCCGACGAGUCUCGUGAUCUGAUCCAACGGUUUUUGACCGAACAGCCCGACCCGAACUUUGAAAAUGUUAUCGGUUAUAAGAAUAAAAAGUGCUGGCCGAGAGAUUCUAGGAUGAGACUGAUGAGGCAUGAUGUCAACCUUGGUCGUGCCGUGUUCUGGGAUUUGAAGAAUCGUCUUCCAAGGUCUAUAACUACAAUUGAAUGGGAUGACACGUUUGCGAGUGUCUACAGUCGGGACAACCCUAAUCUUCUCUUCUCCAUGUGCGGAUUCGAAGUGCGUAUCCUUCCAAAGACUCGAAACCAGAAUGAGGAAUUUUCGGUAAAAGACAGCGUCUGGUCCCUCACAGAUAAUUCCACGAAAGAGCGAACUGCGUAUGCAUUCCUUCAGGUCACGGAAGAAGAUAUCCAGAAAUUCAAUAAUCGCAUUCGACAGAUUCUUAUGUCCUCUGGGUCGACUACGUUCACCAAAAUUGCGAACAAAUGGAAUACCAGCUUGAUUGCGCUCUUCACAUACUACCGUGAAGCUGCAGUCUCGACUGUUAACCUCCUAGAUACCAUUGUGAAGUGCGAGACCAAAAUUCAAACUCGAGUGAAGAUCGGCCUUAACUCCAAGAUGCCUUCUCGUUUUCCUCCUGCGGUGUUCUAUACACCUAAGGAAUUAGGAGGGCUAGGCAUGAUAUCCGGGUCGCACAUCCUUAUCCCUGCGAGUGACAAACGGUGGUCCAAACAGACCGACACUGGAGUCACUCACUACAGAGCGGGAAUGUCACAUGACGAAGAGACGCUUAUUCCUAACAUCUUCCGUUACAUCAUUCCGUGGGAAGCCGAGUUUAUUGAUUCACAACGUGUCUGGAUGGAGUAUUCACAGAAACGACAAGAGGCCAACCAGCAGAAUCGACGACUGACUCUCGAGGAUCUGGAAGACAGCUGGGAUCGUGGUCUUCCACGUAUUAACACUUUGUUCCAAAAGGAUCGCAGUACGCUCAGUUUUGACAAAGGUUUCCGUACUCGUACGGAGUUCAAGACCUAUCAGUUGAUGAAGAGCAAUCCUUUCUGGUGGACCAGUCAAAGGCAUGACGGCAAACUGUGGAAUCUCAACGCCUACCGUACCGACGUCAUCCAAGCCUUGGGAGGCGUCGAAACAAUCUUGGAGCACACGCUUUUCAAGGCAACCGCGUUCCCUUCCUGGGAGGGUCUCUUUUGGGAGAGAGCGUCUGGCUUCGAAGAGUCGAUGAAAUUCAAAAAGCUCACAAACGCCCAAAGAUCCGGUUUGAACCAGAUUCCCAAUCGUCGCUUCACUCUUUGGUGGUCUCCUACCAUCAAUCGUGCCAAUGUUUACGUUGGUUUCCAAGUGCAGCUGGAUCUUACUGGUAUCUUCUUGCAUGGCAAGAUCCCAACUUUGAAGAUCUCCCUGAUCCAGAUCUUCCGAGCACAUUUGUGGCAGAAAAUCCACGAGUCGGUUGUCAUGGAUCUUUGCCAGGUAUUCGACCAGGAACUCGAGCAACUUGGCAUUGAAACGGUUCAAAAGGAAACUAUUCACCCGCGUAAAUCCUACAAGAUGAACAGUUCUUGUGCCGAUAUCCUUUUAUUCGCUACACAUAAAUGGAACGUCACACGCCCUUCACUUUUAUUCGAUACAAAGGAUGUGAUCGAGGCCACAACGACAAACAAAUUCUGGUUGGAUGUACAAUUGAGAUAUGGCGAUUACGAUUCUCACGAUAUCGAAAGAUAUGUCCGUGCUAAGUAUCUUGAUUAUACCACGGAUAGCAUGAGCAUCUAUCCCUCGGCAACUGGACUGAUGAUCGGUAUCGACCUGGCAUAUAACCUGUAUUCUGCGUAUGGCCAGUACUUCCCUGGUUUGAAAGCUCUCGUCCAACAAGCCAUGGCCAAAGUUAUGAAGGCAAAUCCAGCUUUGUACGUCCUAAGAGAACGUAUCCGCAAGGGUCUGCAGCUUUAUGCGUCGGAGAGCAACCAAGAGUUUCUAAACUCUCAAAAUUAUUCUGAACUCUUCAGUAACCAAAUCCAGCUAUUCAUCGACGAUACCAAUGUCUAUCGCGUCACUAUCCACAAAACCUUUGAAGGCAACUUGACGACAAAGCCUAUCAACGGUGCCAUUUUCAUCUUCAACCCGCGGACUGGCCAGCUCUUUUUGAAAAUUAUUCACACAAGCGUUUGGGCCGGACAAAAACGUCUGGGUCAGUUGGCUAAAUGGAAAACCGCAGAAGAAGUGGCGGCGCUUAUCCGAUCUCUACCAGUUGAAGAACAGCCCAAGCAGUUGAUUGUUACAAGAAAGGGUCUUCUUGAUCCUCUUGAAGUGCAUCUUCUUGACUUCCCAAACAUUUCAAUUCGAGCUUCCGAGUUACAACUGCCAUUCCAGGCCGCCAUGAAGAUUGAAAAACUCGCAGAUAUGAUUCUUCGGGCAACGGAGCCACAGAUGGUACUGUUCAACUUGUAUGACGAAUGGCUAAAGACAAUCUCGUCGUACACUGCCUUCUCCCGGUUGAUUUUAAUCCUCCGAGCACUGCAUGUCAACAUUGACAAGACCAAGAUUCUCUUGCGUCCAGAUAAGAGUGUAAUUACCCAAGAGCACCAUAUCUGGCCUACCCUUUCGGAUGAGGAUUGGAUCAAACUCGAAGUUCAGCUCCGUGAUUUAAUCUUGAACGACUACGGCAAGAAGAACAAUGUUAACACCCAGAGUUUGACCAGCAGCGAAGUUCGGGAUAUUAUUCUUGGUAUGGAGAUUAGUGCACCGUCAUUACAGCGUCAGCAGGCCGCCGAAAUGGAGAAGCAGCAACAGGAUCAAAAGCAGCUCACCGCCGUGACUACCAAGACACAAAACGUACGCGGGGAAGAGAUUAUUGUUACGACCACGUCUCAAUACGAGCAGCAGUCCUUCGCCUCGAAGACAGAGUGGCGUACACGUGCCAUUGCGACAUCGAAUCUUCGGACACGGGCUAACAAUAUCUAUAUCUCGUCCGAGGACAUUCAAGAGGAUGGACAUUUCACGUAUAUCAUGCCAAAAAAUAUCCUCAAACGAUUCAUUAUGAUCUCGGACCUCCGGGUUCAGGUGGCUGCGUUCUUAUACGGUCGCUCACCUCCCGAUAACGCACAGAUCAAGGAAAUAAUAACCAUCGUCAUGAUACCACAAGUUGGGAACACUCGAGACGUUCAGCUGCCCCAGCAACUGCCAAAACACGAAUAUCUCAACGACCUUGAGCCGCUUGGAAUUAUCCACACCAUGUCGGGCAACGAGCCAUCGUAUAUGACCGCUAUGGACGUUACGCAACACUCCCGUCUAAUGAAUGCGCAUCCAUCAUGGGAUAAGAAGACUGUGACUAUGACAGUAUCUUUUACUCCGGGCUCCGUUUCCUUGUCUGCAUGGUCGUUGACUCCUCAAGGCUAUAAAUGGGGCGCUGAGAACAAGGAUACGAGCUCAGACCAACCGCAGGGAUUCUCGACCAGCUUUGGUGAGAAGUGUCAGCUACUGCUCAGCGAUCGUAUUCGUGGCUAUUUCUUGGUUCCUGAGAACAAUGUGUGGAAUUACAGCUUCAUGGGCAGCUCGUUCAGCAGCGUGGAGAAGAGACCUGUGUACGUCAAGGUUGACACUCCAUUGCGAUUCUACGAUGAUCAGCACAGGCCUUUACAUUUCCAGAACUUUGCCGAGCUAGAGGAUAUCUGGGUAGAUCGGACUGAUAACUUCGCGUGAUCUCCUCGUUUCAUAUUCUUACCGUUCUACUUUGGUUAGAAGAAAUACUUCAAAUAUUGUAUGGCGUUCUAGCAAUGCUUUUCAAAAGGGGACCGUAUUUUUCAUUCAAAGUCGUUAUAUUUGGGAGAUGAUUUCAUGUAUUUUUAAUACCACGGAGAUUGAGACUGGCAAUGAUAUGUAUUCUAGGCAGGUUAAGAAUAAUGUAUUAGUGACGAAGGGAUUUACAUCUCUAUGAUCAUGU